Molecule: messenger RNA, 1364 nt
Organism: Wasmannia auropunctata (little fire ant)
Lineage: Eukaryota; Metazoa; Arthropoda; Insecta; Hymenoptera; Formicidae
Product: retinol dehydrogenase 12-like
Exons: 6
Coding region: 189-1178 (329 amino acids)
Source: RefSeq, a predicted model, not a curated record
AAAUUAUCUACAGACCACAUCAGACGCUUCUGUAUUUCAUUGUAAACCUUGAAUCUUAUUCGUGAAAGGUUUCGGCCAACACACAAUCUGUAUACUACAGACGACCUUGGCAUUCGAACACGAGUUGCCGUAGACAACUGCGUCUUAAAAGCGCGUUGUGAAACCAUAUAAAAAAUUGUGUCGUGAAAAUGUGGCCGUUUCACGGUCAGUGUAACAGCAAAGCAAGGCUUGUUGGCAAGACCGUACUUAUAACGGGAGCGAAUACUGGAAUUGGCAAGGAGACCGCAAGAGAUCUUUACAGAAGAGGAGCAAGAGUAAUUUUGGCUUGUCGAGAUCUGCAAAGAGCAAGAGAUGCAAUUGAAGAUUUAAAAAAAAAUCCUCCCUCAAGGGCAGACAGGGAACAGUUUCAAGGUACUCCAGGUGAAUUCGCGGUUUAUUCUUUGGAUCUUUGCAGCCUGAAAAGCAUAAAAAAAUGUGCCAAAAAUCUAUUGAAAAAAGAAUCGGCCAUUCACAUACUAAUAAACAACGCUGGCGUGAUGAUGUGCCCGCAAGAAAAGACUGAGGAUGGAUUCGAUUUGCAGCUGCAAACGAAUCAUAUCGGUCAUUUUCUCUUGACGCUUUUGUUGCUACCAAAAAUACAAUCCUCCGGUUCCGGCUGUAGAAUACUGAAUGUUUCAUCAUGUCUUCACAUGUUUGGCGCUAUACAUGAAGAUCUAAAUUUGGAGAAGACAUAUACUCCCUUUAGAGCAUACGCACAAAGUAAACUAGCAAACAUAUUGUUUACCAAAGAACUCGCUCGUCGAUUAAAAGAGGCACACAUUUACGGAAUAAACGUAUAUGCUUUGCACCCCGGUGUUAUAACGACCGAGUUAGGUCGACAUUUUAGUACAACAGUAUUUCCAGGUGCAAGCACUAUUUUUCAAUCAAUUCUGCGACCAAUCUUAAAAAAUCCUGAGCAAGGUGCACAAACGACUAUAUAUUGUUCAGUAGCCGAACAGGCAGCUAACGAGACUGGUCUUUAUUACAGAGAAUGCGGCGUUGCGACUCCACAGAGCCAAGCGCAAAAUAAUCAAAUUGCAGAAGAUUUAUGGAAUCGAACCUGUCAGCUUCUGAAUUUGGAACCUGAUAAAAAUUUUUCUAGAUUUUUGAAAACUGUUUCACAUCAAAUUGCAGAAUAAUGUAUAAUUGCAUUUAAUUAUAUUUAACAUAUUUUAAAGUCGAAAUUAUGUAAUAAUAAUAAAUUAAAUAUAUUCUUGCUCGCUUCAAACAUUAUGUGUACGUUUAAAACAAGCAUAAAUAGAGAAUUUUUAAUAAAGUUAGAUUAAAAAAAGUAAAUAAAAAUGAAAACUGCUUGUAAAGUUAAA